Arachis ipaensis is the source of this 1239-nucleotide messenger RNA. Lineage: Eukaryota; Viridiplantae; Streptophyta; Magnoliopsida; Fabales; Fabaceae. The record is from RefSeq and is a predicted model, not a curated record.
AUGAGUGAGGGUGGGGUUAAUGUGGAGGAGAAUUUGAACCGGUUGGACGAACUUCAUAUAGCGGCACAUUUAUUCCAUAAGCCCACACGUGUUCUUACUCCUCAUGGCACGCUCGUUGAAGUUUUCAUGUUAAAGCCCAAUGAUCCAACCAUGGAAAUUAGGCGGGAAAGGCUUGAGCCUUAUUUGAGACGCACCGGAUUUUAUCAUGCCUCUUUGAUCAAGCGCUUCGAAUACGACAAUCCACUUAUUAGUGCUUUUGUCGAACGAUGGCGACCAGAGACUCAUACCUUUCAUCUCCCUUGGGGUGAGUGUACUGUAACCCUGGAGGAUGUAGCCAUGCAGUUAGGUCUACCUGUUAAUGGUCAGCCUGUUAGUGGUACGUUGAGGUCAUGGAGUAAGUUUCACCGAAGAGAUAUUUGGGAAUGGUGUCAUGAACUUCUAGGUGAGGUUCCCGCCGGCCACGUAGGGACAACUAAGUACAACAUCAAGUUGAAGUGGAUCAGAACUCGUCUUCAGCAGAUGCCGCUUGACUUAGAUGAUAAUGGCCUCAUGCAGUAUGCACGUUGUUACAUACUUUACUUGUUGGGAGGCGUGCUUCUUUCUGACAAGGCCAACAACACAGUCCAUGUUCGAUAUCUGCCUUUAUUGGCUGACUAUGAUGCCAUCGGUACCUACAGUUGGGGUAGUACCGUCCUCUGUUGGUUAUAUCGUGCUAUGUGUCUAGCAACAGAUUACAGUGUUGAGGGUAGACAGGGAAAAAAAGGACAAAAUGACUAUGCUGAGCAGCGCCUACUUAGGCACCGUCUGCGGUUGGAUAAUCUGCAGGUGGACGAGUUUGUUUGGCAACCAUACAUGGAGCCCCGAAUUCUGUCUAGAGUUCCUGUUGAAUUCCUCGGCCACCCACAUGGAGAUUUCUAUACCGCCAUUGUACCUCUAAUAUUUUUCAGAUGGAUUGAGAUCCUAAAUGUUCACCGAGUGUUGCGACAGUUUGGGGGAAAGCAAGGACCUCCAAACCCUCCCCUUAAUAUUGAUACCUUCCACCGACAAUCGGCCCGUAAUGAUGACGGAUGGUGGCCGGUUCGACUAUCCGAGUGGUUUGAGAUUGAUCGUGCAGAUACAUUGCGUCCCAGCCAGGAUUACUAUAGGUGGUACUCUCAGAGAACAAGGAGGUUUUUGUCUGCCCCUGAUGCAUUGCAUGACCCGCGGGGUGACGUUGUCUCCCCAGACGCGUCGGUAUAG